UUUAAUGACGCAUAUAUUAGCUUAAUACAGUCUUGUAGUAAAAUUAUAAACGCACGGUCGCUUCAAUGUUUUACCUCAGGAGUUUUAUUACAUUUGCUCUCUUCAGCGUUCUAAGCACUGCUGAGGACCAAUCACAAUAUGAGAUUAUUUUACUAUCAAAGUUUCUCGAUGAGAACGGUAUACCAGUACAGAUUUCAGACAGUGAUACAUAUUGGAUGAAUAACCAGAUUACUGCCACUAAUGGUGACAAAGUCGACGUGAAGCUUUAUUACGAAUCUCUAUGUCCAGAUUGUAUAAAGUUCGAUACAGAACAAUUCAGCACUACUGUUCAAAAAUUAAAUCAAUACGUGAAUUUCCAUACGUACCCUUACGGCAAUGCAAAAACUAUUUACAAAAACGGAGAGAUCAUAUUUGAAUGUCAACACGGCCCACCAGAAUGCUACGGGAAUAAGCUACACGCGUGUGCUAUCGACCAUCUGCAGAAUAUCACCGCAGCUAUCGUGUUCAAUUCCUGCAUGAUGGGUGGAGAAGGUGGUGGCUCUAAUGAUGCAGCUGCUGACAGGUGUGCGGCUGAAUUUGGUAUUGAUUCAAUGCCAAUAAAAGCCUGUGCUAAAGGCGACAGAGGGACACAACUUCUAGAAUAUUAUGGAGAAGAGAGUAAGAAGGCGAAUUUCUCAUAUGUCCCAUACAUCCUUAUAAAUGGCAAAGUGAAUGACGGCAGUAACUUUAUGAAUGAUGUUUGCGCAGCGUUUGCCGUUCCACCACCGCCUUGCGUGCAGUAUACUGUUUUGCAGGCGUGGCACUUUGGUGAAGAAACGCUCAAGAUGGAUAUUAAAUACGUCCCGUACGUGAUGCUGGCCGGCUCAUCAGAUAUGCAGGACCAGGCGACAGUGUACUUGAUGGCCACGAUAUGUCAGAUGUGUGCUGUAAAUAUGUCUAAUAAAUAUACACUCAUUUCAUUCUUUGUGAUAAUAUUAUUAUUUAUUUGUUUUGCUAUUAUCUGUUUGGCACUAAAUACAAAUGCUUUAUCCAAAAGUAUCGAACUGCAAGGAAUGAAGGAUAGCGACAAUUUUAAUAAUUUUGGUGAAAAAUAUGAAGUAGUAUUGAAAGUAUAUUAUGAAUCGCUUUGUCCGGCAAGUGUGGAGUUCUACACGACGCAGUUGCUACCAACAGUAGAGGUUUUAGGAUCUCUUGAUAAUAUGAAAGUGAUAACGAUUCCUUACGGGAAUGCAUGGACGACCCAUAAAGACGGUGUGGUCGAAUUUGAAUGUCAACACGGUCCAUCAGAAUGCUACGGGAAUAAGCUACACGCGUGUGCUAUCGACCACCUGAAGAAUAUCACCGCAGCUGUCGUGGUCACUUCCUGCAUGAUGGGUGGAGGAUAUGAUGAGUCUCUUAAUGCAGCUGCUGACAGGUGUGCGGUUGAAUUUGGUAUUGAUUCAACGCCAAUAAAAGCCUGUGCCAAAGGCGACAGAGGAACAGACCUUCUAGAAUAUUAUGGAGAGGAGAGUAAGAAGGCGGAUUUCUCAUACGUGCCAUACAUCCUUAUAAACGGCAAAAGAUCAAACAGGAGUAACUUUACGAGGAAUAUUUGUGCAGAGUUCGCCGUUGCACCACCACCUUGCGAGGGUCCUGAUUUUUUAGACGGCUAAAUUUUAACAAAAGAAUGAUUACUUUCUUUUCAUUUUUUUACCAAGCCGUGCCUGGUGACAAAGCCAGCUAGAAAACGCAUCUCAUCACUAAUUGAGGGCAUCGACUUCUGUUUUUUACAACUUAUCAUUAUUAUUUUUGCAUAUGUUUGACUAAAAUUCCUAGUCAUCGUAGUACUAGAAAUAGAAUAGUAGUAAUAAAAGUA
Messenger RNA from Maniola jurtina (meadow brown), 1855 nucleotides. RefSeq lists its product as uncharacterized. Lineage: Eukaryota; Metazoa; Arthropoda; Insecta; Lepidoptera; Nymphalidae. The record is from RefSeq and is a predicted model, not a curated record. Gene Ontology annotation, molecular function: oxidoreductase activity, acting on a sulfur group of donors, disulfide as acceptor. The coding region runs from base 66 to 1652 and encodes 528 amino acids. The transcript is spliced from 11 exons.